Messenger RNA from Rotaria sp. Silwood2, 1074 nucleotides. The record is from the annotation of a GenBank genome assembly. Lineage: Eukaryota; Metazoa; Rotifera; Eurotatoria; Philodinida; Philodinidae.
AUGUGGAAUGCAACAACACGAAAAAUUUUAUCAAAGUCUAUAGGCUAUUUUGGUGUAUUUAUCUUUUUUUCACUCACUACUUAUAUUGUUUUUAUUUUUUAUUCAAUAAUUGCACCAGCUGUAUUUGAACACGGAAAAUAUGGAAAAUUUUUAUUUCAUUUUAUUUUUGGUAAUUGGCUGGCUAUGAAUAUUUAUUUUAAUUAUAUUAUGGCAUGGCUUACAUCACCUGGUUUUGCUAAAGAUUAUCAAGAUUUGGCAAUACAGUAUCUGAAUAUGAUCAAAUAUAUUUGGACAUAUAAACAAAAUUGGUGUAAUUUAUGCGUAUUAAAAUUUGAUCAUCAUUGUCCAUGGUUAAAUAAUUGUGUUGGUUUUUAUAAUCAUCGUUACUUUUUUCAAUUUUGUUGUUUUAUGUCAAUAGGAUGUUUUUAUGCUGGCUUUUUUGGUUAUCGUGAAUAUCAAAUCAGUCGAUUUGAUGAACAAAUAUUUCGGCAAAUAGAUUCAUUUUUUAUGGCUGGAGAUAUUUUUGAAACUAUGGGUAUAGAAGGUUUCAUAACAAAUUAUAUAUUUAUUAUGGCCUUAAUAGCUGGUUUUUUUCUAAUUGGUAUUUGCUGGUUGCAUGCACGAAUGAUUAGUCGAGAUGAAACAUCAGUCGAACAUUUACUGACUAAAUAUUCUGUUAAUGAAUGUGAUAAACAAGAUUUUUUUUUUUAUAAAAUAGUCAAUAGUAAUUCAAUCAAAAAUUGGAAACGAUUUUUAGGUGUUCAUACUUUAAGUGAAUUUAUUCGACGAAUUCUUUUACCAAGUACACAUAAACCAGAAGGGAAUGGCAUAAUAAUAGAUGAUUAUAAAGCCAAUACAAAGUUCCUUUUACGUCGAGAAGAUUUUGAUCGAACCAAACCACAUGUUUCAUAUGCAUCGGAAAUUUUUUAUGGUAUUUCCGACAGUUGCUUGGUUAGAUUAUAUCGAUCAAUGCUGCUAUUAUGGUACACACGACGUGAAUCAAGCUGUUCUACUUCAAGUUAUCGAUCACAAUCACUAUUGACACAACGAAGAGAUAUUUUGCAGGAUUGCUAA